AUUAGCCAUCUAAACCAAUACUGCUCAGAGCUCAAACCAUUCACCUUGAUCUCAGUCAAGGGUAGAAGAACACCAGUAUGGCAGUUCGUGUCUUCCUCCUUGCCGCAGCGCUCCUGGCUGCCAUGUCAUGCUUUCAUGCCACUGCCUCCGAUCCUAGCCUUCUCCAAGACUUCUGUGUAGUCGACAAGAUGUCCAAAGUGCGUCUCAAUGGGUUCCCAUGCAAGGACGCAAAUGAUGUAGUGGCUGAAGAUUUCUUCUUCUCGGGCCUCCACAUGGCCGGCAACACAACCAACAAGCAGGGCUCCGCCGUCACACCAGUCAACGUAGCUCAGAUUGCAGGGCUCAACACAAUGGGCAUCUCUCUCGCUCGUAUCGACUAUGCGCCCUUUGGUCAAAACCCCCCUCAUACUCACCCACGCGGUACUGAGAUCCUAACCGUGCUCGAGGGCUCGCUCUACGUUGGCUUUGUGACAUCAAAUCCAGACAACAAGCUGUUCGCAAAGGUUCUCAACAAAGGCGAUGUAUUUGUGUUCCCUGAAGGGUUGAUCCAUUUCCAGUUCAACUAUGGAACAAAAAAUGCAGUGGCACUUGCAGCAUUGAGUGGCCAGAACCCAGGGGUGAUUACUGUGGCCAAUGCGGUAUUCGGGUCAAAGCCAUCCAUUCAAGAUUAUAUCCUUGCCAAGGCUUUCCAAGUGGAUAAGAUGACUGUUGACCGCAUCCAGGCGCAAUUCUAGGGAUAUGCAAACAUAUGUAUUCGUUAAUUAUCUAAGUGAUACAAUUUUCUUAUUCUUUGAUUAAGUUACAUGUCAUUCAAAUUUAUGUUGGUUGUGUGUAAUAUGCUAUAUGCUAGAUAUAUGUCCUUUUUGAUAUGUUGCGUGAAAAAUAGAGAAUGAAAUGUCACAUCAGAUGGUUAAUUUUCUCCCAUCUUUUCA
Panicum hallii is the source of this 932-nucleotide messenger RNA. RefSeq names its product putative germin-like protein 2-2. Bases 78 to 734 code for a protein of 218 amino acids. The record is from RefSeq and is a predicted model, not a curated record. Gene Ontology annotation, molecular function: manganese ion binding. Gene Ontology annotation, cellular component: cell wall. NCBI's taxonomy places the organism in Eukaryota, Viridiplantae, Streptophyta, Magnoliopsida, Poales, Poaceae. The transcript has 2 exons.